Fonsecaea erecta is the source of this 846-nucleotide messenger RNA. RefSeq lists its product as hypothetical. Lineage: Eukaryota; Fungi; Ascomycota; Eurotiomycetes; Chaetothyriales; Herpotrichiellaceae. Gene Ontology annotation, molecular function: FMN binding. The coding region runs from base 1 to 846 and encodes 281 amino acids. The transcript has 2 exons. The record is from RefSeq and is a predicted model, not a curated record.
AUGGGGAGCAUUCGACCUGAAUUCAGAGGUGUCGAAGCGUCACGCCCCAAGUGGCGGCAAGACGCGCAAUGGCAGUUCACACAAACAGCAGACCCGGGCUGGAGGCCAGGAGACGGUGCUAACGACGGUGGUGCAUGGAAAGAUCACAAGCAAAUCGACAUUGCGCCGUACGAAAACGGCCGCGCAGCAACUCUGAACUACAAGCUUCUCGUCUCAACGUUCAUCCCUCGUCCAAUUGCCUUCGUGAGCACAAGAAGUAAGGAUGGGAGCACAACAAAUCUCGCUCCUUUUUCAUACGCACAGAUGAUGACACACGAUCCACCACUCUUCGUCAUUGGCUUCACUGGCGGCUUUGCUACUUCUAAAGACACUCUCAAGAAUCUGCUAGAGAGCCAAGAAUGCACCAUCAACAUCGUAUCAGAGCACUUUCUCGAAGCAGCCAACGCAGCAGGCACCGUCGCGCCAUAUGGUGUCUCGGAAUGGGCUUUCACGGGUCUCACACCAGCGCCGAGCAAGGACGUCAAAGCCGAACGAGUUGCCGAGGCAAUCUUCAGUAUAGAGGGCAAGCUGGUGGACGCCAAAGAAGUUGAUUCACGGGCCAACCCAGGGCAAAAAUCUGCUUCCCUGGUCACUAUUGAGGGAGUAAGAUUCUGGGCUCGAGAGGAUGCUAUCAACGAGGAUAAGAGUUUCAUUGACCCCAACAUUCUUAGGCCAAUGGCAAGACUAGGCGGCAUUACUUAUGGCCGAAUCUUGGAGGCCAUAGAGCUUCCUCGGCCUGAAUGGAAGACGUUUGAGCAGGAUGUCAAGGAGGCCGGUCUGUACAAGUCGAAGUUGGACUCACAGUAG